UAUAACAGCCUUUUAAAAAAAAAAUCACGAAAUACACUGCAAUCGUUUUACAACAAGGAAGGGGAGAAAGAUUAAGGAGGUGAAUUAAAGAAGACAACCUGCGAUUAGCUUCUUCUUAAUUAUCAUUUGUUUGUUUCGCUAAUUAUAAGAAUGGAAUGGUCCCCAAAAUAUGCUGCCAAUGCAUAUCUUGACACCCUAAAGUUGUGUGGCAAACACAAGCAUAUGUGCAAUUCAUGUAGUGGAACACAAGAACCGGAGUGCAACGAGUUCCUAUCAGCCUUAGCAGCUGGAAUGAGCGCCAAGCUAAUAGUCGAAGUCACCACCGAAGGCUCAUCAACCGUGGCCUUAGCUGCUGCAGCUCGGCAAACAGGAGGCAAAUUAGUGUGCAUUAUUCCCGAGCUAAAACUCGAUAAAACGCAAAAAGUAAUUCAAGAAACGGGGUUAAACGACAUGGUGGAGUUCAAAACAGGUGACCCUGUUGAGGUCUUGCACAAUUACGAGAACAUUGAUUUCUCGUUAGUUGAUUGCAAGACGAAUGAUUAUGACAUGUUGAUGGAGAAGCUCGACGUUAAUCCCAAAAGAUCGGUGGUUGUUACAAAUAAUGUAGAAGGGAGAAAAGGGGUAGGAGGACAGUUGAAGAAAGUGGAGAAUAAAGUAAAGGUAAGGUCACUACAGCAUCCGAUUGGUAAAGGCUUAGAGGUAACUAUGAUUGGGAAAAGCACUGAGUUUGGGAAGAAAGAAAUGAGAAGCAAAUCAGGAUGUUAUGCUCAUUUAAAGAGAGGAGGACAGAAACAGAAUGGACAUGUUGUGAAGAAGGGUGAUAAGAGCAAAUGGGUUUUUGCUGUUGAUGAAAAAAGUGGUGAAGAACAUAUUUAUAGGAUGCCAAAAUCAUCUGGACCUUGAUUCAUUGGUAAUUCUAAUUAACAUGGUUCUAUGAAACUCUGAUUGAGUUCUCAGAGAAAUGAGAAUAUUGGUGGCUUUAUGGAUUUCAAAACUAAUUUUACAAAUUAAAGUGCAGCAUUUGAUCCUUGAAAUUAUAUGGUAUGCUAUCUA
This is a messenger RNA of Lycium barbarum (goji berry), 1053 nucleotides long. RefSeq lists its product as uncharacterized. Lineage: Eukaryota; Viridiplantae; Streptophyta; Magnoliopsida; Solanales; Solanaceae. The transcript is spliced from 2 exons. The record is from RefSeq and is a predicted model, not a curated record. Bases 151 to 903 code for a protein of 250 amino acids.